Messenger RNA from Misgurnus anguillicaudatus (oriental weatherfish), 2707 nucleotides. Lineage: Eukaryota; Metazoa; Chordata; Actinopteri; Cypriniformes; Cobitidae. The record is from RefSeq and is a predicted model, not a curated record.
UGAUUGGUCUACAAUUCCCCGCGAAUCUUGCGUCACGGGCAGUUUCGCGCCACCGUUCACGUUGAGAAGGAAAACAGUGCUCAAGAUUUAAAUCAAGAUGUCUUCACCAUCAUCAUCCAAAGGUGGCCGUAAGAGAGAGAGGGGCAGUAACCCCCCAACACCCGCGAGUGAGGAUCCCCUCUCCCCACCGUCGCAACGAUCUCGGGCCCAUGACACAUCCAUGGAGCUACAGCCCAUGCCCACAUCUCCAGCCAUGGAUACACAGAGUCCGGCCGCCCAUGACGUGUCUCUGUUCUCCAGUCCUGUGGCUCCUCGCUCAGUUGUUCAGAGUGAGAUCGAUGCGAGUUCUCCGCUGAUGUACGGUACUCCCAGUUCAAGAGUUGAAGGGACUCCCCGCAGCGGCAUACGAGGAACUCCGGCUCGCCAGCGCGCUGAUCUGGGAUCUGUGCGGAAAGCUCCGCAGGUUGACAUGCAUUCAGAACCGCCAUCUGGAGACGGUGUUGCUGCUGGCGAUCAGGGUGCAGGGCAAAGACUCGUGAUCUGGGGGACGGAUGUCAAUGUGGGAACCUGCAAGGAGAAGUUUCAGCAUUUUCUGCAACGAUUUACGGAUCCAAACUCCAGAGAAGAGGAAAACGCUGGUCUGGAUCUGAACGAACCUCUCUAUAUGCAGAAACUGGACGAGAUCAGUGUUGUUGGCGAGCCUGUGUUGAAUGUGAACUGCGGUCAUAUUCAGACAUUCGAUGCAGAUCUUUAUCGACAGCUGAUCUGUUAUCCACAGGAAGUCAUCCCCACCUUUGACAUGGCUGUCAAUGAGCUCUUCUUCGAUCGCUUCCCAGACUCUGUUUUGGAGCAUCAGAUUCAAGUGCGCCCAUACAGCGCGGUGAAAACCAGAAACAUGCGUGCGCUCAAUCCUGAAGAUAUUGACCAGCUCAUCACUAUCAGCGGCAUGGUGAUCCGCACCUCUCAGCUCAUCCCGGAGAUGCAGGAGGCGUUUUUCCGCUGUCAGGUGUGCGCGUUCAACGCUCGCGUGGAGGUGGACCGUGGACGUAUCGCAGAGCCUGCCGUCUGUCGCAACUGCAACACCACCCACAGCAUGGCGCUUGUUCAUAACCGAUCCGGAUUUUCUGAUAAACAAAUGAUAAAACUGCAGGAAUCUCCUGAGGACAUGCCUGCGGGUCAGACGCCCCACACGACAAUCGUUUACGCGCACAAUGACUUGGUGGACAAAGUACAACCUGGAGAUCGAGUGAACAUCACCGGUAUUUACAGAGCGGCACCCAUGCGUCUAAACCCACGACAGAGUCAGGUGAAGUCGGUAUACAAGACACACAUUGAUGCCAUUCACUUCCGCAAGACGGAUGAGAAACGUCUUCACGGAGUGGACGAGGACGGCGAGCAGAAACUCUUCACUAAAGAGCGAGCCGCUAUGCUUAAAGAGUUAGCUGCUAAACCUGACAUCUACGAACGACUUUCCUCGGCUCUCGCACCCAGCAUCUACGAACAUGAAGAUAUCAAGAAAGGUAUCUUGUUGCAGUUAUUUGGCGGAACGCGUAAAGACUUCACCCAGACGGGUCGCGGCAACUUUCGUGCCGAGGUUAACAUCCUGCUAUGCGGAGAUCCGGGCACCAGCAAAUCCCAGUUGCUCCAGUACGUGUAUAACCUUGUUCCACGUGGGCAGUACACAUCCGGGAAGGGCUCCAGUGCCGUGGGUCUCACAGCUUAUGUGAUGAAGGACCCAGAAACGCGUCAGCUGGUUCUGCAAACCGGCGCCCUUGUGCUCAGUGAUAACGGAAUUUGCUGCAUCGACGAGUUUGAUAAGAUGAGCGACAGCACGCGAUCGGUGCUGCAUGAAGUUAUGGAGCAGCAGACGCUCUCCAUUGCUAAAGCUGGAAUCAUUUGCCAGCUCAAUGCUCGGACCUCCGUCCUUGCAGCAGCCAAUCCGGUGGAGUCUCAGUGGAAUCCCAAAAAGACCACUAUCGAAAACAUUCAGCUUCCUCACACACUUUUGUCCAGGUUUGAUCUGAUCUUCCUCAUGCUGGACCCUCAGGACGAAGCGUACGACAGACGUCUCGCCCAUCACCUGGUGUCUCUGUAUUACCAGAGUGAAGACCAGAUAGAAGAAGAACAUAUGGACAUGGCCGUGCUGAAGGACUACAUCGCAUUCGCUCGCACGACCGUGCACCCCCGACUCUCAGAGGAAGCGAGCCAGGCCCUGAUUGAGGCAUACGUAGACAUGCGUAAGAUCGGCAGUGGGAGGGGCAUGGUGUCUGCGUACCCCCGUCAGCUGGAGUCUCUCAUCCGAUUGGCUGAGGCUCACGCUAAAGUGCGUUUCUCAAAUAAGGUCGAAUCCAUCGAUGUGGAGGAAGCAAAGAGACUCCACAGAGAGGCGCUGAAACAGUCUGCAACUGAUCCCAGAACAGGAUUCGUGGACAUUUCUAUCCUCACCACAGGUAUGAGCGCCACAGCACGCAAGCGCAAAGAAGAAGUGGCUCAGGCCUUGAAGAAACUCAUUCAAACAAAGGGCAAAACACCAACUAUGAAGUACCAACAGCUGUUUGAUGAUCUUCGUGGCCAAUCAGAGGCUGCCAUCACUAAAGACAUGUUUGAAGAAGCACUUCGAGCACUUGCGGAUGAAGAUUUUCUGACCGUCACAGGGAAAACGGUUCGACUGCUGUAAACUUUAAUAAAUGUGUGCUGUUUUCCAUUC